AUGUCCUUCACCACCCUCGGCAAACACUCCUCCUCCACCUCCCCAACCUCAACCUGGGACAUCAUCGUCAUCGGCUCCGGCUCCAACGGCCUCGUGACAGCCGCCUACCUCGCCGCGGCCGGCAAACGCGUGCUGGUGCUCGAACGCCAAUCCUGGCCGGGCGGCGGCGUGGCGUCGCUCGAAAUGGCCGACGCGGGGUACAAGAGCGAGCGGCACAGCGCCAUCCACCAGAUGAUCCUGGCGAACCCGCUGAUCUCGCGCGACGAGCUGGGCCUGCAGGCGAAGUGGGGCCUCGAGUACCUGCGGCCCGACGCGCUGUACGCCAUCGUUUUCGAGGACGGCGUGCUGCCGAUCUACCAGGACCGCGCCAGGACGAAGAAGGAGAUAGCGAGGCUGAGUGCGGCGGACGCGGAGGCGUACGAUCGGUUUAUGGAUGUGGCGGUGGGCGUCGUCGAUGCGAUCAUGCCGGGCAUGUUCGAGCCUCCGCAGGCUAACGUCGACAUGUCUGCUGCGUUCGCGAGCGCCGGGCCCGACGUCGCGGCCGCCAUGGCGGCCGCGAGCACUGAGAGCUCGUUGGACAUCAUCACCCGCUACUUCAAGCACGAAACAGUCCAAGUCGCUCUGCUCCGCUUCGUCACCGAAAUCCAGCUCGCGCACCCGAGGAACCCCGACUCCGGCCUCAUGACGUACCUGGGUCUCGGGCUGGCGGAGCGCUUCGGCCUCGCGCUGCCGCGCGGCGGCGGGACGGGCUUCACGGAGGCCGUGAUCCGCUGCAUCCGCGCGCACGGCGGCGACGUGUGGCUCAACACCGAAGCCAUCAAGGUCGACGUCGAAAACGGCCGCGCCGUGGGAGUCCGCACGCGGUCGGGCAUCAUCCGCGCGCGCGACGGAGUCGUGGGGCAGAUCCAUCCGCACCUGCUGGGCCGCUUCGUCGACGGAUUGGACCCCAGCAUCGUGGCGGACGCGAAGCAGACGAAGCUGUCCGACUACACGCUGUUCGCCAUCCACGCGGCGCUGGACCAGCCGCUGCGCUACACGGCCGGCCCGAUCGCCGACGAGGCCAUCAUGAACACCGUGUGCCCCGGCAGCAUGAAGGAGCUGAUGGACGCCUACGACGGCAUCGAGGCCGGGCGGCUGCCCGACGAAGGCGCCGUCAUCGUCGGCGCGGGCUGCACGACGGCGCUGGACCCGACGCGCGCGCCGGCGGGCAAGUCGACGCUGCACGUCGUCGCCAUGGUCAAGCACAAUCUGGCGUCGGCCGAGUCGCACGGCGGCGCUGAGCAGGCUUGGGAUGCUGUCAAGGAUGACUUCGCGCACCGCGUUUUCCGCCACCUCGCGCGCUUCGCGCCGAACCUGACGCCGGACAACAUCUUGAGUUACCAUGUUGUUGCGCCGACGGACCACGUGCGCGACAGCCCGAGCUUCCAGCGCGGUGAUAUUUGCGGCUUGGCCAUGUCGCCGGCGCAGAUGGGCGCCGCGAGGCCGACGCCGGCGUUGGCGCGGUACCGUGUGCCGGGUGUGGAGAGAUUGUAUUUGGCGGGGCCGUUUAUGCAUCCUGGCGGAGGCGUGUGGGGUGGUGGCAGGCCGACCGCGAAGGUGAUUUUUGAGGAUCUGGGGUUGGACUUUAAGGCACUCUUUGAGAAGGGUGACGCGGGAUCGAAGCUGUAG
Messenger RNA from Lasiodiplodia theobromae, 1668 nucleotides. RefSeq lists its product as uncharacterized. Gene Ontology annotation, molecular function: oxidoreductase activity. The coding region runs from base 1 to 1668 and encodes 555 amino acids. NCBI's taxonomy places the organism in Eukaryota, Fungi, Ascomycota, Dothideomycetes, Botryosphaeriales, Botryosphaeriaceae. The transcript has a single exon. The record is from RefSeq and is a predicted model, not a curated record.